This is a messenger RNA of Lodderomyces orthopsilosis Co 90-125, 1101 nucleotides long. RefSeq names its product lysine-specific demethylase family protein. The record is from RefSeq and is a predicted model, not a curated record. Gene Ontology annotation, molecular function: histone H3K9 demethylase activity; histone H3K36 demethylase activity. Bases 1 to 1101 code for a protein of 366 amino acids. The transcript has a single exon. Gene Ontology annotation, biological process: chromatin remodeling. Gene Ontology annotation, cellular component: nucleus. Lineage: Eukaryota; Fungi; Ascomycota; Pichiomycetes; Serinales; Debaryomycetaceae.
AUGCAGACAAGAUCACAUAAGGAAUCAGAACUAUUGGACUUAAAACCAGACCAUUACGAUAAUGGUAUCCCUGUAUUCAAGCCCACGAUGGAACAGUUCAAGGACUUUUACAGAUUUAACAAAUCUAUAAAUAAAUACGGCUUUGAUGCGGGAAUUGUUCGUGUUAUUCCCCCACAAGAGUGGAAAGAAUCAAUCUCAAAUUGUUACUCUGAGGAAAAUAUGUCCAAAGUGGUUAUCAAAAACCCAAUCGUCCAACAGAUAAACAGUAAUAAUCAUGGCGUUUUCCAGAUACAAAAUAUCGAGAGAGCAAGAAAGUAUACCCUAGAGCAGUGGAAAGAACUUUCAAAGAAACAGGAACCUCCAAGAAGACGUAAAAGACUGCAUGAUGAAAAGGAUGAAAAUACUAGCAGCAAAAUGAAUACCGCCGAGUUUAGUGAUGAUCGUUGCGAGGAGUUGGAGCGUUCGUAUUGGAAAUCUUUAACUUAUUCUGAGCCUAUAUAUGGAGCUGAUUCAGAAGGAUCAUUGUUUACAGAUGAUAUCAAUGUGUGGAAUGUGGCGAACUUGCCAAAUGUUUUGGAUUUGAUGGAGGAGCGGAUCCCUGGCGUUAAUAAUGCAUACUUGUACGCUGGUGUGUGGAAAGCCACGUUUGCAUGGCAUCUUGAGGACCAAGAUUUAUACCUGAUCAACUAUAUCCAUUUCGGAGCUCCUAAACAAUGGUAUCUGAUACCACAGGCACAACAUGAAAAGUUUUUCAAUGUUAUGAAGGACUUGUUUACUGAAGAGUACAAACAUUGUUCUCAAUUUCUUCGACAUAAGACCUUCCAUGCCCUGCCUCAGUACUUAGAGAAAAAAGGUAUCACUGUGAAUCAUACCAUUCAUAGAGAGGGUGAGUUCAUUUUAACGUACCCAUAUGGAUAUCAUGCUGGCUUCAAUUACGGUUUCAAUCUAGCUGAAUCUGUCAACUUUGCACUUGAUUCUUGGUUUGAUAUUGCCAAGAAAACCGAUAGUUGUCAUUGUAUCCCAGAUGCUGUCAAUAUCAAUGUUGAUCAGUUGUGGAAAAAGUACAAUUCUGUAAAGAAGAAUUCAGCAGUCUUUGUGUAA